AUGGCGGAAUCACCGUCGCAGAGUGGCGCAGAGCUUGUUACUCAUCAAUCUCCUGCUCAGCAAGCUGAAUCGGAUCUGGCGUCUCUCGUUUUCGAAAUGUCACAGCAAGUUCAGAUGGGAAUGGAGAACAUGCUCAAGUUGGUCAAUGAGAUCGAUCAAAACUCUGUUGGAAUCAAGGAAGAGAUCGAGAAAUCAAAGGAAUUUGCUCUGGAGAAGAAAAGGGUUCUUGAGGAAGAGAAAGAACAGUUUCAGAAAGCUGCUUACACUAUUCUAGACAUGCUUAGCAACCGAGACUGA
Microthlaspi erraticum is the source of this 297-nucleotide messenger RNA. Lineage: Eukaryota; Viridiplantae; Streptophyta; Magnoliopsida; Brassicales; Brassicaceae. The record is from the annotation of a GenBank genome assembly.